AUGACAAAUCCUCACUUCACUCUUGCUGAUCUUAUACUGGUGUUGCUGUUGCAUAAUUGUUUUUCCUUGUCUAUGGAAUCAGCCAACAUCACCACAGACGAACUAGCUCUUCUUGCAUUCAAAGCCAAUGUCCAUGACCCUCAAAACCUCUUGGCAGCCAACUGGUCUAUAUCUACCUCUGUUUGCAAUUGGAUUGGUGUCAGUUGCGGAUCCAAGCACCAAAGAGUCACAGUUCUUAGUCUUUCUAACUUGAGUCUAACUGGAACUCUCCCACCUCACUUGGGAAAUUUAUCUUUUCUUUCAUUCCUCAACAUCGAAGAAAAUGGUUUUGAAGGCUCAUUACCUGUCGAGUUGGCUAAUUUGCAUCGGCUGAGAUAUAUAAGCCUUGCUAAUAACAACUUUGCCGGGGAACUGCCAUCAUGGUUUGGUUCCUUCCCUAAACUUGAAAGCUUGUAUUUGCAAAAAAAUUUCUUCACGGGUGUUAUCCCCUCUUCUCUGUGCUAUUUACCAAAGCUAGAGAUCUUGGAUUUGCAUGAAAAUAAUCUGAAAGGACAGAUUCCUGCAGAUAUUGGAAAUCUUCCAAGGUUGAAGAUGUUAUAUUUGCGGAAUAAUCAGCUUUCAGGUUCCAUACCCUCCUCAAUCUUUAACAUAUCUUCAUUGCAAGUUGUUGAACUCAAAAGCAAUUAUCUAACUGGUUCCAUACCCUUCAUCCCACUCAACUUAUCUUCUCUUCAAAUCAUUGACCUUGGCUUUAAUAAUCUCACUGGUCAUCUCCCUCCCAAUACGUUUGAUCUCCUUCCUGAACUACAAAAUAUUUAUUUGGAUAGGAACCUAUUUUCUGGUGGAAUCCCAGCAGGCUUAGUCAAGCAUGAAAAAUUACAAGUUUUAUUCUUGUCUCACAACCAAUUUGAGGGGACUGUGCCUGAAGGAAUCGGGAAUUUGACUACGCUCAAGGCAUUGUUCGUUGGCUGGAACAACUUUAAAGGUGAAAUUCCCAGGCAAAUUGGUGAUCUUAUUGGUUUGGAGAUGUUAAGCUUUGCAGGACUUGGACUAUUGGGUUCUAUUCCUGUAUUUAUUGGGAACCUAACUCUUCUUACAACUCUUGAUUUAAGCUUUAACAACUUCACAGGUGCAAUUCCACCUGAGAUUAGGAGCCUUUCUAAUCUCGAGGUCUUAUAUUUGGGAGAUAACAAACUCGUUGGUCCUAUCCCUCCUGCUUUCUUUAACAGCUCAACUAUGCAGUACUUGUCACUGCAAACAAAUCGCCUCUCAGGCCAUCUUCCGGAAACUCUUUGGCUUCCACAAGUUGAGUACUUUUAUCUUGGAGAAAAUCAACUCGGUGGAGAAAUCCCAUCCUCUCUCUCCAAUGCCUCCCAGCUUAUUAGCAUUGAGCUGCAAAGUAAUUUCUUCUCUGGCAUUCUUCCGGACUCUUUUGGCAAUCUAAGAAAUCUAGAAGAUCUCAACCUGCAGGAUAACAAUUUCUCUAGUAAACUUUCAUCCCCAGAAAUGAGCUUCAUCUCAUCUUUGACAAACUGCAGAAACUUGAAAUACUUGUACAUUGAUGGAAAUCCAUUAAUCAAUACUAAACUUCCAGUUUCGAUUGGAAAUCUCUCAAGUUUUCUUGAAGUUUUCUCUGCUCCUGGGUGCAACAUCAAGGGCAGCAUCCCGAGAGAAAUUGGGAACUUAGGCGGCUUGGUGAGCAUGAACCUGGACAACAAUAAAUUGACUGGAACGAUUCCUGCAACUGUUGGCAGAGUAAGAGACCUGCAAUCUUUUUCUGUGCAAGACAAUGAUUUAGAAGGAUCGAUCCCAGUUGAUAUAUGUCGUUUGGAGAGCUUGAGUUUAUUACUUCUCACCAACAACAAACUCUCUGGACCAAUACCGGCAUGCUUGGGUAAUCUCAAUUCUCUAAGAUCUCUGUUCUUGGGCUCCAACAGUUUUACAUCCUCAAUACCCUUAAACUUGACAAGACUGGAAGAUAUCUUGCAUUUGAAUUUGUCUUCGAAUUCCUUAACUGGCCCUCUCCCAAUUGAUAUUGGAAAAUGGAAGGUUGUGAUUGAUAUGGAUUUAUCAGGAAACCAAUUAUCAGGGGAUAUACCGGCUAGUAUUGGGGAUCUCAAAGGCAUUACCCAUCUCUCCUUAUCUAGUAAUAAGUUGCAGGGCUCCAUUCCUCAGUCGACUAGUGGCAUGAUAGACUUGGAAUUCUUGGAUUUGUCAAGAAAUAAUCUAUCUGGAACAAUUCCUAGAUCCCUAGAAAAGCUUUGGAAUCUCAAAUAUUUUAAUGUCUCUUUCAAUAGACUUGAAGGAGAAAUUCCCGACGGAGGAGCAUUCUCAAACUACUCGAUUCAAUCGUUUAUGGGGAAUCAAGCAUUGUGUGGUGCUGCUCGAUUGCACCUCCCACCGUGCAAAAAUAACGCUCAUAAUCGAUCCAGGAAGAUCACAAAUCUUCUAAAAUAUAUUCUACCAACAGUAGUUGCCAUAACAAUAUUAACACUGGCCUUGAUCAUCAUUUUUUUACGAUGUCAAAAAAGGAAAGCAAGCUUGCCAAGUCACGGAGAUAUUUUACCUUUAGCAACAUGGAGAAGAAUUUCAUAUCACGAGCUUCAACAAGCUACUGAUGGAUUUUGUGAAAGCAAUUUGCUUGGUAUCGGAAGUUUUGGCUCAGUAUACCAAGGGACACUGCCAGAUGGAACAAGCAUCGCAGUGAAGGUGUUCAAUUUGGAGUUAGAAAAAGCCUUUAAGAGCUUUGAAGUUGAGUGUGAGGUCCUUCGAAACAUUCGCCAUCGGAAUUUGGUCAAAAUCAUGAGUAGUUGCUGUAAUAUUGAUUUUAAAGCUUUGGUAUUAGAGUUCCUGCCUAACGGAAGCCUGGAGAAGUGGUUGUAUUCUCACAACCAUUUUGUAGAUAUCUUGCAGAGGCUGAACAUAAUGAUAGAUGUUGCAUCUGCUUUAGAGUAUCUCCAUGAUGGUCAAACAACAUCCGUGGUGCAUUGCGAUUUAAAGCCUAGCAAUAUCCUUCUAGAUGAAGAUAUGGGUGCACAUUUGGGUGAUUUUGGCAUAGCAAAACUUUUAGGUGAAGAGGGCUCAGUGAUACAAACAAUGACAUUGGCAACUAUUGGGUAUAUGGCACCAGAGUAUGGAGCGGAGGGAAUCAUUUCCAUAAAAUGUGAUGUCUACAGUUUCGGUAUUCUUUUGAUGGAAAUCUUCACAAGAAAAAAACCCACAGAUGAAAUGUUCUCGGGAGAAAUGAGCUUGAAGAAUUGGGUGCAACAGUCUUUACCAUCUGCAGUAAUUCAAGUUGUGGACAAAAAUUUGCUAAGUUCUAGAGAGAGAGAACACUUGGCAACAAAGGAUUGUGCCUUGUCCAUUUUGCAAUUGGGUAGUGAAUGUUCUGCAGAUUUACCUGAGGAGAGGAUUGACAUGAAAAAUGUUGUUUUGAAGCUGAAAAAGAUCAAAAUCAAGUUUCUAAAAGACCUUGAACGGGUUAGAUAA
Theobroma umbraticum is the source of this 3489-nucleotide messenger RNA. RefSeq lists its product as uncharacterized. Lineage: Eukaryota; Viridiplantae; Streptophyta; Magnoliopsida; Malvales; Malvaceae. Gene Ontology annotation, biological process: protein phosphorylation. The record is from RefSeq and is a predicted model, not a curated record. Gene Ontology annotation, molecular function: protein binding; ATP binding; protein kinase activity.